Messenger RNA from Periophthalmus magnuspinnatus, 2385 nucleotides. Its product is annotated as balbiani ring protein 3-like. The transcript is spliced from 14 exons. Lineage: Eukaryota; Metazoa; Chordata; Actinopteri; Gobiiformes; Gobiidae. Gene Ontology annotation, biological process: innate immune response; antibacterial humoral response. The record is from RefSeq and is a predicted model, not a curated record. Gene Ontology annotation, molecular function: peptidase inhibitor activity. The coding region runs from base 27 to 2057 and encodes 676 amino acids. Gene Ontology annotation, cellular component: extracellular region.
UGUCUGUGUCUGCAGCAGUGAACAACAUGGUGCGCUCUGUCCUCUGCCUCCUGACUGUGGCCCUGGCCUUUGUGCCUCUGCUCUCUGCUGUGGAAGUGCAUUUAAGGAAACCUGGAGUCUGUCCCAAGCUAAAGACAAACAUUGAACAUAUUGGCAUUUGUCCUGAUUGGCACUGCUCCUCAGACAGAGAUUGUGAGAAAAACCUGAAGUGCUGCGAGACGGGCUGUGGGAGACUCUGUAUGGAGCCGCAAAGAGGUGGGUAUAAGCCCAAACCAGGAUCAUGCCCUAGUAAUCGUGCUGAGAUCUGUGUCACUACGUGCAAAUCUGACGAAGACUGCAAGAGGGACGAUAAAUGCUGCCCCACCGGCUGUGGGCAAAUCUGUCAGCCGCCAGUCACAAAUGAGCCUAAGCCCAAAAAAGGAUCAUGCCCUAGUCCAAGUGGUUUUGGGAUCUGUGUCAAUGCGUGCUCCUCUGACGAAGACUGUAAGGGGGAUGAUAAAUGCUGCUCCAAUGGCUGUGGUCAUACCUGUCAGCCACCAGUCACAAAUGAGCCUAAGCCCAAAAAAGGAUCAUGCCCUAGUCCAACUGGUUUUGGGACCUGUGUCAAUGCGUGCUCCUCUGACGAAGACUGUAAGGGGGAUGAUAAAUGCUGCUCCAAUGGCUGUGGUCAUACCUGUCAGCCGCCAGUCACAAAUGAGCCUAAGCCCAAAAAAGGAUCAUGCCCUAGUCCAAGUGGUUUUGGGAUCUGUGUCAAUGCGUGCUCCUCUGACGAAGACUGUAAGGGGGAUGAUAAAUGCUGCUCCAAUGGCUGUGGUCAUACCUGUCAGCCACCAGUCACAAUGCAUUCAGACAAACCUGGAGUAUGUCCCAAACCCAGGACAGACAUUGACCUAACAGUCGUCAGAUGUGCAAAAUUGUGCUCCACAGACAGUCAAUGUGUGGAAAACCUGAAGUGCUGCUUCAACGGCUGUGGAUAUGGUUGUGAAAAGCCAAGAGAUAAGCCCAAGCCCAAAAAAGGAUCAUGCCCUAGUCCAACUGGUUUUGGGAUCUGUGUCAAUGCGUGCUCCUCUGACGAAGACUGUAAGGGGGAUGAUAAAUGCUGCUCCAAUGGCUGUGGUCAUACCUGUCAGCCACCAGUCACAAAUGAGCCUAAGCCCAAAAAAGGAUCAUGCCCUAGUCCAAGUGGUUUUGGGAUCUGUGUCAAUGCGUGCUCCUCUGACGAAGACUGUAAGGGGGAUGAUAAAUGCUGCUCCAAUGGCUGUGGUCAUACCUGUCAGCCGCCAGUCACAAAUAAGCCCAAGCCCAAAAAAGGGUCAUGCCCUAUUUCGAGGGGUAUUGGGAUCUGCAUCCAUGCAUGCUCCUCUGACGAAGAGUGUAAGGGGGAUGAUAAAUGCUGCUCCAAUGGCUGUGGGAAAACCUGUCAGCCACCAGUCAAAACUAAACCAGGAUCCUGCCCUGCUCCAAUCCCCCAUUUCACCACAUGUCCUGAUGAAUGCUCUCAAGACAGUGAUUGUGAAGAGAACCUCAAAUGCUGCUACAGCGGCUGUGGACUCCAGUGUCUGUCUCCUGAUCAUGACAGUGGCAGUAGGACCCAGGGCCAGUGCUGUGGCUGCAGGUUUUGCACAUACAGAAGUGUUUACCGGGGUCUCAGGACAUUCCAGUGUGCUACAGUCAACAUGGACAAGCACUGCUCUGUUAUCUGUGCCCUGACUCUGAUACUUUUUAUAUGUGUGAAUCUAAACUCAGGACAAGCCUCAAAACCCAAGGACAAGCUGAUAGUGAAGGCUGGCAUGUGCCCGCGGAGGACCUGGGGCAUGGGCGUGUGUGCGGAGUACUGCACAUCAGACAGCGAGUGUGAAGGGGACAUGAAGUGCUGCUCCAACGGCUGCGGACACGAGUGCAUGAAGCCGUACAAGGUGAAGCGCGGCCGGUGCCCCCUGCCUCAGCCCACUCAGAUGUGCGCGGAGUACUGUCACCAUGACGGCCAGUGUCCAGAUCAACAGAAGUGCUGCAGGACGUCCUGUGGUCACGCCUGUACCGACGUCCAGCCGUGUUAAGACCCACCAUGUCCAUCCACCCACCCAACCCACAUCCACACCCACACCCGCACCCCGUAUGAUCCAAAAACAGCCUGUCCCAGUGUCAUUUCUAUUGUGUAUCCGAGCACUUUAGGUGUUUAAAGUAUUAAUCAUGACUUGACUCCCAGUUUAGUGCAACCAGUGUCACGUGAUGUUUUGAUGGUAAAUAAAUAAGAAACGUAGUAUUUUCAAUUGUACUGUAGUGCGCUUUCAGUUAUAAAGUAUAUAGACAAGGGUUUUUACUUGUUAGAAAUUAUAUGUUUGCAUUUUUUUUCUGCUGUUUUGCCUUUGGAUCCAACACGCAGCC